Molecule: messenger RNA, 1831 nt
Organism: Brachypodium distachyon (stiff brome)
Lineage: Eukaryota; Viridiplantae; Streptophyta; Magnoliopsida; Poales; Poaceae
Product: transcription factor CSA
Exons: 3
Coding region: 556-1491 (311 amino acids)
Biological process (GO): regulation of DNA-templated transcription
Cellular component (GO): nucleus
Molecular function (GO): DNA-binding transcription factor activity, RNA polymerase II-specific; RNA polymerase II cis-regulatory region sequence-specific DNA binding
Source: RefSeq, a predicted model, not a curated record
AGGCAGGGAGAGGAGGACCCAAGAACAAGAACACCACCCCCUCCUUUUGCCAUCAGUCUCAAAGUAAGGGGAGCCCCCAAACGAAACAAAACCAAGCAGUGGAGCAGUAGGAGUUAUCAAAACCCCAAAGCAAGAAAACAAAAAAGCCUAGCCGAAAACAGCUCUGCAGAGAGAGAGAGAGAGAAAAAAACCAAGUGAGUGAGGAAGCAAUUAAUUCGUUCCUUGUUUUGUUUCUGUGGAGGGACGUUGGAGCAAGGGAGAACAAGAGGAGCGGAGGGAGGCCGGUCCUGGUGUAUUAGAGAGCAGGCAGCCGCAGCAACACCAAAGAAAGACGUCCCUAUCCUUCUCCUCUCUUCGUCCGUUACUACUACUAGCACUCGCCCUGACCCUGCUCCCCUCUCCUUUUUAAGGAGCCGCUCUCCUGUUCACCAGUCCUCCUCAUCCCUGCCAGUCGCGUCGUGUGUCUCGUGUGUGUGUGUGUGUGUGUGUGUGUGUGUGUGUGUGUGUGUUUGGGGGCGGGGGAGAGACCGAAAACCGAGCGAGAGUUGAAAGGAAAUGGCGGCUCGUGAGGCGAUGAACGGCGCCCUUCCUCCGCCUCCGGCGCCGGUUCAGGAGGAAGAGGAGCAGCAGCCGCAGCAGGGGCAGGGGCAGGGGCAGGGGAGGUCGUCGGGCAUCGUGAGGGGCCACUGGAGGCCCCACGAGGACGCCAAGCUGAGGGAGCUCGUCCGCGAGUUCGGCCCCCAGAACUGGAACCUCAUGGCCGAACAGAUCGAAAGCCGCUCAGGGAAGAGCUGCCGUCUUCGCUGGUUCAACCAGCUGGACCCGCGGAUCGAGCGUCGCGGGUUCACGGCGGAGGAGGAGGACCGGCUGAUGGCGAUGCACCGCGCCUGCGGCAACCGGUGGGCGUACCUGGCUCGCCACUUCCCGGGCCGCACCGACAACGCCGUCAAGAACCACUGGCACGUCCUCAACGCCCGCAGGGAGCGCCAGCAGUCCGGCAACCCCGUCCGCCGCCGCCGCAACAAGUCCUCCAGCAAGUCCUCUUCCUCCUCCAGUAGUACUUCCUCCGCCUCCUCCUCCGCCCGCCGCCACCAGCCCCCGCCGCCGCCCGUCUCGGCCGCUCCGCCGCCGCUCUACCACCCCCACCCCCACAGCUUUUCCGCCCCGCUCUACAGCGCCCAUGGCGGACACCCCUUGGGCGGCGCCGCCUACAGCAGCGGCGAGUCCUCCUCCUCGGCGUCCACCUGCACCACCGACUUCACCCUCUACGGCGGCAGCCACCGCAAAGGCUUGGACGUCAUGGCGCCUCCUCCUCCUCCGCAGCCGCAGCCGCUGCAGGCGUUCAAGCCAAGCGGGCGCUCCGCCUUCGUCGCCCCGCCGCCCAAGAAGCUGCUGCCGCGCCCGCGCGUGGAUCAGGAGCCCUCCAAGCAGGAGGAGGCCAACAAGCCCAAGCUUCCCUUCUUCGACUUCCUCGGCGUCGGGGACGUCUAAGUUAGGAGAAGGCCGAGGCCGGCCAAAGAUCAACUUCAUCGUCCCAACCGAUCCGGCCAAGGCUCUCAAUCUAGUUCAUAUAUAAAUAUUUAGAGUUAAGCAGCAGCAGCAGCGGCAGCGGCAGAGAGGUUAAUUAGAUUAAUGGCGAGCGAGCGAGCGAUUCGCUUAGGUUCUUUGGCUCCGGGAACUCAGUUUUGCUAGCUGCAGACUAUAUGCAUGUCUUUCGUUCGUCCGGAUGUUAAUUCUGCCAUGGCAACAUAAUCGGCUGCCUGUGUUUAUUUGUUUCUUCGUUCCGUCCAGCUGGGUUAAUAAUUAGACAAUGAACCGGUUCUUAAGUUUA